This is a messenger RNA of Linum trigynum, 841 nucleotides long. Lineage: Eukaryota; Viridiplantae; Streptophyta; Magnoliopsida; Malpighiales; Linaceae. The record is from the annotation of a GenBank genome assembly.
AGUCCCACAACAGUCAAAUCCAAUACCAACAUCUCGCCACCAACCAUCAAUCGCCUCUUUCUUCCCCAAAUUUUCAGAAUGGCAUAUGAUCAUCAUUAUGCCGUCUUCACGAGCUUCAUAGCUCUAGCUCUCAGCGCAUGUACUCUCACAUUAGCCAUGGAUGCUCUUCAGGAUUUCUGCGUGGCCGAUCUCAAGGGCUCUCCAACCAUCAACGGGUUCGCCUGCAAGGAUCCCAAAACUGUCCAAGCAAGCGAUUUCUCCUUCGGUGGCCUCCACAUUCCUGGCAACACCUCCAACGCAUUUGGCUCUAAAGUCACUCCCGCAUUCGUGACCCAGAUUCCCGGACUCAACACGUUCGGAAUCUCGAUGGCUCGUGUGGAUUACGCUCGUGGAGGGAUCAACCCACCCCACACGCACCCUCGAGCCACCGAGAUUCUCACGGUCAUUAAGGGCACGCUCGAGGUUGGUUUCGUGACGUCGAAUCCUGACAAUCGCCUCAUUUCGAAAGUCCUUCGCAAAGGUGAUGUGUUCGUCUUCCCGAUCGGGCUGGUUCACUACCAGCGCAACACUGGGCAUCGAAAUGCGGUGGCUAUUGCUGCGUUGAGCAGCCAGAACCCGGGGGUUAUUACUGUUGCUAAUGCGGUUUUCGGAUCCAAGCCUGACAUUCCUACUGAUGUGCUUGCCAAGGCGUUCCAAGUUGAUAGGAGUGUUGUGCAGAAACUUCAGGCCAAGUUCUGAGGCGUUUACGGUGAAACAGAUAUAUGAUCGAUUCAGAGACUGAACCAUAUGACGAUCAGUUCAAUGUUUUCUUGUUUUGGCGAUAUAAAUUGGUGGAUUUAUC